AUGGCUGGAAAUUAUAGGUUUGAGAUGGAUCAUACAGAUAUUGUGAGUUCAUUAAUCACAACCACUGGGAGUUUUAUUCAAGAUAGGUUGAUUGAUAAAGAACAGAGAGCCCUGCAAAAAGAACAUUGUGCUGAAAGACUAGCAGCUGAAGAUGGAAGCUCUGAUAAAGAUACCGAAGUUAGGUACUCUGAUCAAGCCGUCCUUGCAAAUCUUGACUGGGGAAUUGAGGCCCUCGAAGAGGCAAUUAGCACUUCCAACAUGGAGACUAAAAUGGCAAGAUUAGAUUAUGCUGAGAAAAUGUUACAAGUUUGUGCAAUGUUGAAUUCUAGUCAGAGAACUGCUGGGGUUCCCAAUUUCUAUUUGUCUGCAUGGGCACAUUUGAAUCUUUCCUACUUGUGGAAGUUGAGAAACAAUGUUCAGAAUUCGGUUCUUCAUAUCUUGGACAUGUUUAUCAUAGACCCUUUUUUCUCCAGGAUUGAUUUCGCUCCUGAGCUCUGGAAAUCAUUGUUUCUUCCGCACAUGAGUUCCAUUAUUGGAUGGUAUUCGGAGGAGAGGCACAGGAUAGUGAUGGAUGUGAUUCCUGAUUCUAAUGACUUGUCCUUUACGGUCGAUUUUGAUAACUACUUCAAUGAAUCACUAAUCACAUCUGUGAGGCCAGAUCAAGCAGAAAAAAUGCAAAAGCUAGAGCAUCUUUAUGGGCAAUCUUUGGAUGAGAAUACAAGGCUUUAUGCCAGAUAUUACAAGGAGUGCAUGAACUAUGACUCUGCCACAACCAAGAAGGUGAUCCCUAUGAUGCCAAUUGCAGAGCCACCAAUGACACCUUUGCAUGAGGUGAGCCAUAAAAUCCCUGAUUAUGUCAAAUUUGGUCCAAUCUUGCCCAAGAGUGCUGGGUUUUCUCCUGUUUUGAAAGCUCAAGGAGAGACAAGCGAAGCGUCUAGAUUAAAUUUAGCUUCUGCAUCUGAUGAGAAUCUCGAUGACUAUGCCGGUUGGGAUCCAACUCAAGGAAUUCCCGAGGAGAGUGAAGACGAACUCGAUUAUGAGCCUGAGGCAUGUGAAGAAUCUACAAACAGAGGUGUAAAAGCUGCACCUUCUUAUAGCAGCACUAUAAUCAAUAAGGAUAUAGAAGCGACUUUGAAAGUGCAGGCGACUAGAGUGAGGAGUCGAAACCAAACACCCAAUGACUUCUCCCCUGUGGAUUCUCCCAAAAAAGAGUCACCUUCAAAACCAGAGACACAUGGUAGGAAGGAACCCACAUCUUUAUUGCGUUUGGUGUCCACCCGAGCCAAGGAAAGGACAGCCUCUGCUUCUUUGGCUGAUUCUCCAUAUUCAUCUCGGCAUUCAAACAUUAGUUCAGUAGAUAAUGAUAAUGAACUGAUGGAGCAGCAGAAAUCUGGAAGGAAAAGCAGCAGUCAUUCUCGAAGGAGCAGUCAAGUCCUGGAGAAAAGCUUCUCAAAUGAAAGUGAUGAAGGUAACAAUAGCAUCAUCUCUCUGCCAUUAUCCGACAAGCAGACUCCUCAAUCAAGGCCACCAAAAGAUUUUGUAUGCCCUAUAACAGGGCAAAUCUUCUAUGACCCAGUCACCCUUGAAACAGGACAGACGUAUGAAAGAAGAGCUAUCCAAGAGUGGAUAGACAGAGGAAACACAACUUGUCCCAUUGCCCGGCAGCCUUUCUUGGCCACUGAACUGCCCAAAACAAAUUAUGUCCUAAAAAGACUAAUUACCUCUUGGAAAGAACAGCAUCCUGAUCUUGCUCAGGAGAUGUCCUAUGCUGAAACUCCAAGAAGUAACUUAAGCACGCCUUCGUUGAAUGAGAUGUCAUCAGAUUCCAAUCCUUCCGGGAUGACUAGUUAUCCAAUUCGAAGAUUAAUGGACAACGAUCCAGAACAUAAACCCCGAAGAUUUAUGCGAGCUGCAGUGUCAACAUCACCAACCAGCGUACUAUCUCAACCUGCAGUGGAAACAGUUAUAAAUGGACUUAGACCUUACAUUUCAUGUCUCUGUAAUUCAGAGGAUCUACAAGAAUGUGAAGCAGCAGUCUUGACAAUAGCCAGGAUAUGGAAUGACUCAAAGGUUGAAUCAGGCAUUCAUUCCUAUUUGUCUUCACCAGCAAUAGUAAAUGGCUUUGUUGAGAUAUUGUCAGCAUCUUUAAACAGGGAAGUUCUCAGAACAACAAUUCACAUUCUCUCGCAGCUCAUAUAUGCAGAUGAUAGUAUUGGAGAAGUUCUUACCAGUGUGGACACUGAUUUUGAUUGCCUUGCUUCUCUAAUGAAAAAUGGUCUUGCUGAGGCAGCAAUACUUAUAUACCUUCUAAGACCGUCAUUCUCUCAGCUUUCUGCUCACAACCUUAUACCGUCUUUGACACAGCUCAUUUCCAGCAAGAGCGAAGAUCCCCUCGAUCUUCAAUUUGUUAUAGCGCCCAAGGAUGCGGCACUAGUUUUGCUUGAACAGAUCAUUACAGGAGGUGAUGAGACGACCAGGUUGACAAUCACUAUGGAUAUUAUAUCCGCUGGUUCAGUUCCUGCCUUGCUUAAGUGCCUAGAUAGGGUGGAUGGAAGACAUUCCAGUGUGACAAUACUGCUAUGCUGCAUUAGGGCAGAUAAGAGUUGCAGAAAUACAAUAGCCAGCAGAAUUGAGUUGUCUCCUGUGCUUGAGUUAUUUCAUACUGGAAAUGAUAGUGUGAGAGGCACAUGCAUAGAAUUUUUCUCUGAGUUAGUGCAUUUGAACAGGAGAAAUUUGUGCAACCGGAUUCUGCAAAUAAUUAAAGAUGAAGGAGCAUUUAGUACCAUGCACACGCUUCUUGUUUAUCUACAAAUGGCUCCAAUGGAGCAGAAACCUGCAAUUGCUUCCCUUCUUCUUCAGUUGGAUCUCCUGGUUGAACCAAGGAAGAUGAGUAUCUAUAGAGAAGAGGCAAUUGAGGCAUUAAUAGAAGCACUUCGCAAGAAGGAAUUCCCAGCCUCUCAAAUUGCAGCUUUAGAUGCCUUAUUAUCUCUUCCAGGGCAUAUGAACACCUCGGGGAAGCCCUACACUGAAGCCUGGUUGCUUAAGCUUGCUGGAUUUGAUCAACCUUACAAUGCUUUGUUGAAAGGAGAAAAGCUACAAACUUAUGAAAGUGAAUUCAGCGAAACUGUGGAAGAAGAAGAAAGAGCUGCUAGAUCUUGGGAAAAAAGAGUGGGAUUUGUUCUCUGCAACCAUGAAAAAGGAGCAAUUUUCAGAGCUUUGGAGGAGUGUAUCAAGAGCAAUUCACUAGAGAUAGCAAAAUCUUGUCUUGUCAUCAGCACAUGGCUCAUCCAUAUGCUUUACAAUUUUCCUGAUACUGGGGUAAGAGAUGCAGCUCGGAAGUAUUUGCUUGAUCAGUUUAUAACCAUACUACAAUCAUCAAAGAACCUUGAGGAGAAGAUUUUGGCAACUCUUGCUUUGGGAGGCUUUAUUACUGAUCCAGGUGCACUUAAUGAACUGGGUAUAUAUGCCAAAAACAUGUACAAAACAUUGAGGAAGCUGAAGCGAAACUCUGUAGUGGUCAAUGAUUUGUUGAAAGCUUUGAUAAACUUGCCAUCAAUUGAUGCGGCAGAGUUCUGGUGCUACGCUGAAGGUCCGGAGUUAGAUGCAUCCAUAAAUGGUGAAGUUCUUUCCAUUCUUCACACCAGAGGCCGACUUAUCAGCAGCCAUUCUGAUGGAACCAUGAAACUGUGGGAUAUCGGAAAGAAGAUUCCAAGAUUAAUUCAAGAAGUUCGGGAGCACAGUAAAGCGGUUACAUGUCUCUGCCUUUCAUCAUCUGGUACCAAACUGUUCAGUGGCUCCUUGGACAAGACAAUCCGGGUCUGGGCAAUCAAGCAGGCAGAAAUUCACUGUGUUCAAAUCCAUGAUGUUAAGGAGGCAGUGCUGGAGUUGUAUGCCAAUAGCAACUUCGCCUGCUUUUCGCCUCAAGGAACUGGAGUAAAGGUUUAUAAUUGGUCGGGAAUUCCUAGGCAUGUUAAUUUUAGCAAAAAUGUGAAAUGUAUCUCCUUGUUGGGCGAUAAGAUCUAUUGUGGCUGUACCAGUUACAGCAUACAGGAGGUGGAUUUAGGAACUCUUACAUCAACCAUAUUCUACGCUGGUACAAGGAAAUUGCUAGGGAAACAAACAAUAUUCUCCUUGGAAGUCAACAGCGGUCUUCUUAUUGCUGGCGGUUCCUCGGUUGAUGGAAUAGCAGGAAAGGUGUUCUCUCUCCCGAGCAAGGCCGUCCUAGGAACGCUGUCCACUGGUUUGGACAUACAGAAGAUAACAGCCAACAAUGACUUCAUAUUUACAGCUUCAAAAUGUGGAAUAAUAGAAGUAUGGCUGAAAGAAAGAGUAACAAAGAUUGGUUGCAUCAGAAUGUCCGGUGGGAAUAACACGAAAUUGUUAUCAUUAGCUUCCGAUAUGGAUGGACAAAUGCUUUUUGGUGGUUCCUCCGAUGGCAAAAUCCAGGUCAGCCACAGACUUCUUGAUUAUCUUGGACGUCAAAUGUCGUUCAUUUUUAAGACUGGAUCUCACUAAUUGCCCUUGCAUUGCAGAUUUGG
Messenger RNA from Coffea eugenioides, 4538 nucleotides. RefSeq names its product putative E3 ubiquitin-protein ligase LIN-1. Lineage: Eukaryota; Viridiplantae; Streptophyta; Magnoliopsida; Gentianales; Rubiaceae. Gene Ontology annotation, molecular function: protein binding; ubiquitin-protein transferase activity. The record is from RefSeq and is a predicted model, not a curated record. The transcript is spliced from 15 exons. Bases 1 to 4515 code for a protein of 1504 amino acids. Gene Ontology annotation, biological process: protein ubiquitination.